Messenger RNA from Schistosoma bovis, 1995 nucleotides. NCBI's taxonomy places the organism in Eukaryota, Metazoa, Platyhelminthes, Trematoda, Strigeidida, Schistosomatidae. The record is from the annotation of a GenBank genome assembly.
UGUAAGUCUAUGUAGCAUCACACUGGUUUAAUGUAGUUGAUGUUUGUAUCUGUUCUUCGUGGGUAAUCACCACAGUAAAACUUGCAAAGUAACAUUCUGUUACAUAAAUCCUAUAACAGUUUCUAAUUAAGCGUUUCGAAUUACCCCAGGAAAAUAGUUAAGAUACCUAACUACUAUCGGAUUUUCAAAGUUUUAUAGGGUUAUACUUUUUAUUUAACCAUAGGAAUUCGAAUCAUCCCCUACAAUCCCUUCCCGUAGUCUUGGGAUUAGACGGUAAGUGUUUGGGUAGCUGCGUUAGAUUGCACUUGUGUCCUGUUACGUAAUGGCUACCAUUCAUGAAAGCUGUCGUCCAAAUUAACACGAAUAGUUUCAGAGUAGUUAGGUGUCAAAUUACUGUAACACUUUCAGGGAGAAAAUUAUAUUUGUCUCUGGUUGAAUUUGAAGGCCAUUUCAUUGGAAGAGGUUGAACCAAAUUGCCAGGCGAAACGUUGGGUCCACAUAAAGAUUGUCUACAAAAUUAUUCCCCAGUGUGAUCCUACUAAUAUUUUCUAGGUCGUUUGUAAGUACGGGGUGAUCAGUAACAAGCCUAAAUAAUAGUUAGUGAUUGAAAUCAUUCCAAAUAAUAUUUCUUCGUUAAAUAAGAGGACAUAAAAUUGAGUUCGGAGAGGCUUGCUCAGGCUUAUGUAAUGACAACGGUGAUCAAUCUGACUUCUAUGUUUCAGUCAAACAAGCCGUAUUGUUGCCUGACACUUAAAACACCACUUGAGUUUCCCUAUUAGUCAAUUAGUUGUACCGUAAUUCUCGUUAACGUCAUUUGCCUCUUCAACCUUAUAAGCUCUGAAGUCAGUUGUUCGUCCACUGCUAUUUACCUAAAUCUAAAGUCUUUCCAAAACACCCUUGUCUUCUGUGUUUUAAAUUGUAAUAGUCUUGGUAGUUUAAGUAGUUAUAUCCGAUUCGACAGACAAUAACUAUCGACUUUUUUUUAAAAUUAUUGCAUUCUGACUCAUCCGGUUUAUUGCCAUCACCGUGGACAGUUGUGACCUUUCUUGUGGUUAGUUCAUUGUUUUAUUACCGUGGUGUCAUUCAGUGAUGUAUAGCUUGUUUUACUUCUGUAUUGAAGGCAUUAUAAGACGGUGUGUGAUCAGUACAUUUUCAGUUGAAAACGGAAUUAAUCGUCACUACUUGUGAUAUUUUGAUUUCUGCAAAAGUAAUAAUCGUUGGCUCUAAAGAAAACUGAUGCCCAGUCAGCUACUCCCAAGAGACCUAAGAAGCCAGAAGGUCUCCGCUUGAAGGAAAAGAUUAGACGACGGAAAUUGAUUACAGUGGCUCGCAAAAAGGUAGUACGUCGACAAACUUUUAUGCGGUUAAAACGUCUCAUGAAGCAACGAGCGGAAAAAUACAUGCAUGAGUACCGCAGAAUGGCAAAGCGUGAAAUCACGUUGCAGCGUAAUGCUAAAAAAACGGGAGACUUUUAUGUCCCAGCUGAACCAAAACUUGCAUUUGUCGUGCGAAUCCGGGGUAUUAACGGUGUCCACCCACGCCCAAGAAAGACCAUGCAGCUCUUUCGCCUUCGGCAAAUCAACAAUGGGAUGUUUGUGCGAUUAAAUAAGGCAACUCUUAACAUGCUUCGAAUAAUUGAUCCAUACGUCGCUUGGGGUUACCCUAGUCUUAAAAUUAUUCGUCAACUCAUUUAUAAACGCGGAUUUUGUAAGUACCAUGGUACACGGCUCCCUUUAACAAAUGAGUUAAUUGAACACAAACUUGGACAUCUUGGUUUAAUAUGCGUUGAGGACCUUGUACAUGAAAUAUAUACAGUUGGACCAAACUUCAAACAUGCUGUUGCUUUUCUAUGGACAUUCAAGUUGAACAAUCCUAGUGGUGGUUUUCGCAAGAAAGGAAAGCACUUUGUCGAAGGUGGUGAUUUUGGCAACCGAGAAACCUACAUAAAUCGAUUACUUAAAGCUAUGAUUUAAAUAAAUAAGUUGCGCUUGGUAA